Molecule: messenger RNA, 537 nt
Organism: Solenopsis invicta (red fire ant)
Lineage: Eukaryota; Metazoa; Arthropoda; Insecta; Hymenoptera; Formicidae
Exons: 2
Coding region: 1-537 (178 amino acids)
Source: RefSeq, a predicted model, not a curated record
AUGAAUAUUAGUAACGCAAGGGAGCAGUCGCACGAAGUUGGCCAUUUUAUAAAAGAGUGUCCUAAAUUGCAAAAGGAAGAUGUAAAAGCUUUCAUAUCAAUUGCCUUGUCCGCAACGGAAAUAGAACAAAUAUCAGAUGAUCAUAAAUCAUGGUAUCAAGAUAGUGGAGCAACACAUCACAUGACUGGAAAUCUAAGUUGGAUGUCAAAUCUCACAACGAUAGAAAAUUCUGCAACGAUAAUGUUAAGCGAUUCAACGAAACUAAAAUCAUAUAACAUGGGCGAUGUACACAUGACAGCUUGUAAUGGUAAGGAAUGGUAUCCCAUAGUACUUCAGCAAGUCUUGUAUGUACCAGAGUUAACAUUCAACCUUUUCUCGUUAACAACUGCGUUGGAUAAAGGAUACACUCAACAAGCAAAUGCAAGUCAGUCAAUUAUCCUUGAAAAUAACAAUCCAGUACUAAUAGCAGACAGAACAAAAGGAUUAUUUCGAAUGAGAGUAAGGAACAAUAAAGAUCAAUGUUUGACAGCUAUAUAA